GGCCUUUAGUGGUGGCGCAUAGAAGCUUCCGCAUUGUUCACCCACAUGGGACAGCAGCCUAACCCUAAAUACGAUCCUGACUGUACUUUCUUAUCGCUGACGAUUACGCAUGUGUUUGUUUUGGAAAACUUGAGUUCACGAAAGAAUUCCGGUCUACCAAUCUCCUCAAGAAGAGUGUUGAAGUCUGUGUAUAUACGAUAGUGGCAGUGACAAGUAAUUUCAUUUAUUGUAAAAUUUGAUAUAAAUUCAGACUAAUUUUUAUGUACGUCCUGAAAAAAUCAACGUUUUCAAAAUGUGUGCGAAAAUGGCUUUUCAACACCAAGCUGGUACUGCCAUGCAAUGUUUAAGUAUUCCAAUUACAUUACAUAAGGAAACUGAAAUAAUAGCCAAUGGAGAGGAAGUAAUGAAAUGUGGAUUCAAAAUCGGAGGAGGGAUUGAUCAAGAUUACAGGAAGAGUCCACAAGGAUAUACAGACAAUGGAAUAUAUGUUACAGAAGUUCAUGAAGGUUCUCCAGCUUCAAAAAGUGGAUUAAGAAUGCACGAUAAAAUUUUGCAAUGCAAUGGAUACGAUUUCACUAUGGUCACUCAUAAAAAAGCUGUAGGACAAAUAAGAAAGCAUCCUGUUCUAAAUUUAUUAGUAGCUCGGAAAGGAGUCACUAGCACUUAAAAUGUAUUAGAAUAUAAUUUAUCUGUUUAUUAUGUAAGUUAUUUAUAUUUAAGUGAUGUUAUAAUACUUUGAAGGUAAUAUACGAUUUUAAAAGUAUAUUGUAACUUGUGCUAGAAACAUGUGAAUUAUAUGUUAAAUAUUAAAUUUUUUACUUUUAGCGCAAUACAAUUUUUUAAAUAAUGUAAAUGUAAUUCAAGUUUUUUGUACAAUUAAAAAUUAAACAUAUUACGUAUA
This is a messenger RNA of Leptopilina boulardi, 901 nucleotides long. RefSeq names its product tax1-binding protein 3 homolog. Bases 293 to 667 code for a protein of 124 amino acids. The transcript is spliced from 3 exons. The record is from RefSeq and is a predicted model, not a curated record. NCBI's taxonomy places the organism in Eukaryota, Metazoa, Arthropoda, Insecta, Hymenoptera, Figitidae. Gene Ontology annotation, molecular function: protein binding. Gene Ontology annotation, biological process: neurotransmitter receptor transport, endosome to postsynaptic membrane; neurotransmitter receptor transport postsynaptic membrane to endosome. Gene Ontology annotation, cellular component: adherens junction; postsynaptic density; postsynaptic membrane.